GGCACCCGGGUACCGCGGCGGGGCUGUUUCGCUCCGCGCCGCGCCGCGCCGCGCCCUGCCUCGCCGGUGAGGGGCGAGCCCGCAGCCGAGGGCUCCGCCGUGCCCUUCUGGCGCUCGGGGACACCCCGCUUCCCGCGCCCUCGCUGCGGACAGGGGUGGCCGGCGACGAGGGGAAACUUGGCUCGAAACUCCUGCCCGCCGAGGCACCAGCGGCUGCAGCGGGCUCUCGGGCUGCGGGCGCGGCCCCGCCGCCUGCCCGCCCGGGCCGAGCGGAGAAAGUUUGGCGGCGGGAGGCUGGGCGCGGGCGGCGGCCGGCGGGCGCUGCCGCAGUGUGUGCGCCGAGCCGCGACUGCUGCCGGCGGCGGGAGCGCCCCGGGGCUUCGCUCCUGCCGCCCUCGGUGCGAUGUGACGCUCGGGGACAGCGUCGGCUGCCGAAGGCUUUAGUUGUUACAUGCGCCCAAUAAUCUUCUCCAAAAUGGAUUUUAGUCAUAGCAAUCUUUUUGGAUACAUAGAAGACCUGCAGGAACUAACUAUUAUAGAGAGGCCAGUACGCAGGAGCCUGAAGACCCCAGAAGAAAUAGAAAGAUUGACAGUUGAUGAAGAACUCAGUGAUAUUGAAAGGGCUGUUUAUCUACUCAGUUCUGGUCAGGAUAUCCAAGGAACAAGUGUGGUGGCAAAUCUUCCAGUCCUGAUGCGACAGAAUCCUGCAGAAACACUUCGUCGGGUUUUACCAAAAAUCAGAGAGGUUCUGCAUGUUGCAGGAGUGGAAAUGCAGUUAACAGCUGCUGUUUCUUUUUUGACUGUUCUGCAAGAGGAGUCGGUGUCCAUUCAUACGUACUCCCACUCCUUCCUACACAUCAUUCUCCAGAACGUGGAACACAGAGAUGCAGGUGUCAGCAAUGCAUGGUUAGAAACUCUUCUUGCUGUAAUAGAAGCUUUACCAAAAGAAACUGUCAGACAUGAGAUCCUGAAUCCACUUGUUUCCAAAGCACAGCUUUCUCAAACACUUCAGUCCCGCUUAGUUAGUUGUAAAAUCAUGGGAAAAGUAGCUAACAAGUUUGAAGCUCAUAUUGUUAAAAGAGAGGUUCUUCCAUUGGUAAAAUCACUGUGCCAGGAUGUGGAAUAUGAAGUUAGAACUUGCAUGUGUCGGCAACUGGAACAUGUAGCUCGAGGAAUAGGGACAGAACUAACAAAAACUGUGGUGCUUCCUGAGUUAGUGGAACUGGCAAGAGAUGAGGGCAGCAGUGUACGCCUGGCAGCUUUUGAGACCUUAGUGAAUCUGCUUGAUAUGUUUGAUGCAGAUGAUCGGAGUCAAACUGUUCUCCCAUUAGUGAAAUCGUUCUGUGAAAAAUCCUUCAAAGCAGAUGAAUCUAUCCUAGUUUCUUUAUCUUUCCAUUUAGGGAAACUCUGUAAUGGAUUAUAUGGCAUUUUUACUCCUGAACAGCACUUGCGGUUUUUGGAAUUUUAUAAGAAGCUUUCCACACUGGGUUUACAGCAGGAAAAUGGACACAAUGAUAAUCAACUACAUCUGCAAACUCUGGAACAGGAAAAGAAGUAUAUUUCAGUGAGGAAGAACUGUGCUUACAAUUUUCCAGCCAUGAUUGUUUUUGUGGAUCCAAAGAACUUCAGUUUAGAACUUUAUUCUAUAUUCUUCUGCCUUUGCCAUGAUCCCGAAGUUCCUGUCAGAUACACCAUGGCCAUAAGCUUCUUUGAAGUUGCUAAGCUUUUAAAUUCUGAUGUGUAUACAAUACAUAAAGAACUGGUUACGCUAUUACAGGAUGAGUCACUGGAGGUGUUAGAUGCCCUAGUAGGUCACCUUCCUGAAAUCCUUGAACUAAUGACUAAUGGAGGAGAAAACAGUGGAUCAGAAAGCAAGUUACUCUCUAUUCCUGACUUGAUUCCUGCAUUAACAACAGCAGAACAGAGAGCAGCGACUUCUUUAAAAUGGAGAACGCAUGAGAAGUUACUACAAAAAUAUGCAUGUCUCCCUCAUAUCAUAUCCAGUGAUCAGAUCUAUUACCGUUUUCUUCACAGAAUGUUGACAAUCAUUUUGACAAAUAAUGUCCUGCCAGUCCAAAAAGCAGCUGCUCGGACUCUCUGCGUUUAUUUGCGCUACAAUCGCAAACAAGAACAGAGACAUGAGGUUAUUCAGAAACUGAUUGAACAACUGGGCCAAGGAAAAAGUUACUGGAACAGACUUCGAUUUUUAGAUACUUGUGAAUUCAUUAUGGAACUGUUUUCAAAAUCAUUCUUCUGUAAAUACUUCUUUUUACCUGUGCUUGAACUUACACAUGACCCAGUGGCAAAUGUCAGAAUGAAGCUAUGCUGUUUGUUGCCAAAAGUUAAAUCUACUCUGAAGAUUCCCACUGAUAAACAUUUACUUCAGCAGUUGGAAUUAUGUAUAAGGAAACUUCUGUGUCAAGAGAAAGACAAGGAUGUCCUGACUAUUGUAAAAAGAACAGUGUUAGAAUUGGACAGAAUGGAGAUCUCUGUAGAUGCUUUUCAGAAAAGAUUUUAUGAAAAUGAUUUAUUGGAUCAAGAAAAAGAGACACAAGAACAACUGCUUUUGGAAAUGGAACAAUUAGAAAAGGAGAAGCAGAAAAAUGAAGGAAGAUCUACAAAUAUUAAUGAUAAAAUGCUUGAAAAGAAGCGUAGAGACAGUAAAACAUCAUCAGUGUUGGCAAAAAGUAUCAAUCUCUCUGUUUCUGGAAGUUCUUCUGGUACAUCAGUAGGCAAAGAAGAAAAAAAAUCCAAGCUGGUUCGAAGCCAAUCUUUCAGUACUCAAGUACUGCAUCCAAAAUACACCAACAUAGACAAGUGUCCUAAUAAAAGUUCUGCUACAGCAUAUACAUCUUCAGUAUCAGGAAUGGGAAAGAGUUGUAUGUUAUCCUUUAGUGAUGAUUCAUUCCGGACUCAUUCUUCUGGUAAUAGUGGGAAUGCUGCCUUCACUUCUAGUUCUUCUCGCAACUUAUUUAACUCAGCUGACCAAAAGAACAGUGGAAAUAAGGAGAGUCAGUCCCGAAAGAUGAGCAUCAUUCAGCUGGUACCUAAAUGGGAGGGUGGAAUGGGACAAAGUGAAGAAAAAACAGAAAAUCAAACUCCUAGAUCAUCUGACAGAAAAAUGAGGGAACCAGAGACUGGAGGAAGCAAUGUUCUGGUGAGAUAAGGUGGAAGCAGCAGAUGGGACUCCCUAAUGCCUGGACUGAAUAAAAUGCAUUCUGCAAUGUUAAAACUUAAAAAUAAAUCUUUCAAAUAAAAUUCCAAGCUGUAAAAUACGUUCUGAUAAGCAAUGUAAUGGUUGCAGAAUUCUAACAUUGUAGUGAAAUGAUAUGAAAUGUAACUUCAGCUAUGUGCUCUUAACUGCUGCAGCUAAAGAGAAGAUUUUGUUUUCUUCAGUCAUGCCUUUGUAGUUUGAUUUCUUGGACUUAGAAUGCACAUACCCAUUAUUUAAUUGGCUUAUUUACAAUCUUAGCAACUCUUAGCUCCCAUAUUUUAAGCAAGAAAUAGAAGGAAUUGCUAUGAAUAUGAAAAAGUAAUCCCACAUUUUAAAGAAUCUGCAAACCUAAUUUAAUACCAAAGUCCAGAAUCAUUGAUCAGUCUAUUAAAAAAACAUAGACUUUUGAAGCAUUGUGCUGUGAAUUUGGAAUUAAUGUUUUUACAAGUACAAAGUUCUUAAAAAUUCUGUGUAAGUUUCAAAGCAAUGUAAAAGAAAAUGUCUCCAGAUUAUGUAAAAAAAAAGUUUUAUUUCAUAAGUUUUGUUGUAUUAAUACUUGUUUUAAUUUUUAGUAUUUCAAAUUGUAUUUUCACUUUAAUAAUUUAUAAUAACAAAUCUAGUUUUUAAUCAACUGCUAUUGCAAGCUGUCAUGGUUCAGUGAUAUCAUCUGAAUUUGUUUGUAUUAAUGCUAAUGUUUCUAUCAAAAUUUAUGUGGAAAAACAUGCAAUCAUAUUUUAAGAAGUUUAAUUUAUGCUAAUACUUGAGAGAGAGAUUAUGAAGCUAUUGUCAGCUUCUCUAUUUCAAAAUUGAGGCAGCAUAAAUAUAUUGAGAUCAGAAAUAUAUGGUUUUUAAAAUUUAUUGGUGUAUGAUAAAGAUGAUCUAGUCUGUGUAUGCAUAUGCGUGUGUGGUUACUUUUUAUAAUGUAAAAACAUGAAUGAUGGUUUACUCAAAAUAAAACCUAGGACAAUGCUGUACAUGCAUGUUCUUGAAAAAAAAAAUUCUCAGGGCAUCUUUUAUAAUUAAAAUAAAUAAAAUCA
Molecule: messenger RNA, 4251 nt
Organism: Corvus hawaiiensis (hawaiian crow)
Lineage: Eukaryota; Metazoa; Chordata; Aves; Passeriformes; Corvidae
Gene: PPP4R4
Product: protein phosphatase 4 regulatory subunit 4
Exons: 26
Coding region: 452-3166 (904 amino acids)
Cellular component (GO): protein serine/threonine phosphatase complex; cytosol
Molecular function (GO): protein phosphatase regulator activity
Source: RefSeq, a predicted model, not a curated record